AAAAGAGCACUGUAGGUGGAAGAUGUGCCUAUCCCACUUGUGUUGACUGUCUUUAUCUCUCCACGUCGACAUGGGACUGCGAGGUUCCAAACAGCCAGAAGUCCAAGUUCUCCUUCUGGGUCUGGACAACGCUGGAAAAUCGACCCUCCUCUACAAACUCAAACACAACGCGUGUGUCAGCACCGUGCCUACCAUCGGCUUCAACGUGGAAAUGCUCGAUGCGAAAAAGAACAGGAAGAACAUCGCUUUGACCGUGUGGGAUGUCGGUGGUCAGGGAAAGAUGCGCGAACAUUGGAAGAGUUUCCACCAGGACGCAGCAGCUGUCGUGUUUGUUGUGGACAGCUCGGACAUGGAUCGUCUGGAGGAGGCGCGAAGGGAGCUGGAGAACACGCUGAGGAGCGAUCAGCUGAGAGGACGACCGCUGAUACUUCUCGCCAACAAACAGGACGUGAACGGCGCUCUGACUGUCACUGAAAUCAAGGACAGAUUUAACAUGAAGAAGAUUGGCACAACUCGAGAUUGGUUCGUCCAGCCUUGUUCCGCAUCGACGGGAGUUGGAGUUGAGGAGGCCUUCAGACGAGUGGUCCAAAUGGUCAAACUCCCUUCAGACACUGUGGCGAUGAAAGAUAAUAUUAAGGAGACAGUGCACUACAUCAGAUCGACUACCAGACAUUAAAUUUUAUUAUAUAAAAUGUGAUUUCAAAUCAUUGACAAUCAGACAAAUUAAAUUACAAGGAUAUGCAAUCAAUCUAAACUCAUUUAUACCAACAAUAAAUCAUAUUUAAAGAGAUCA
Molecule: messenger RNA, 793 nt
Organism: Larimichthys crocea (large yellow croaker)
Lineage: Eukaryota; Metazoa; Chordata; Actinopteri; Sciaenidae
Product: ADP-ribosylation factor-like protein 14
Exons: 1
Coding region: 71-676 (201 amino acids)
Molecular function (GO): GTP binding; GTPase activity
Source: RefSeq, a predicted model, not a curated record